This is a messenger RNA of Arachis duranensis, 504 nucleotides long. RefSeq lists its product as uncharacterized. The record is from RefSeq and is a predicted model, not a curated record. Bases 1 to 504 code for a protein of 167 amino acids. Lineage: Eukaryota; Viridiplantae; Streptophyta; Magnoliopsida; Fabales; Fabaceae. The transcript has a single exon.
AUGGGCCGGGCUAGCCCGUUUGACAGCCCUAUGGAAUACUAUUUAGCAGAUGGUAUUUAUCUUGAAUGUGCCACAUUUGUCAAAUCAAUCUCAAAGCCACAAGGUGAGAAACGCAAGUUAUUUGCACAAUACCAAGAAGGGCAAAGAAAAGAUGUGGAACGAGCAUUCGGAGUGUUGCAAGCACGCUUUGCAAUUAUACGUGGUCCAGCUCGUUUUUGGGAAAAGAAAAAGCUUGCCAACAUAAUGAGAGCUUGUAUUAUAUUGCAUAAUAUGAUUGUUGAGGAUGAAAGAGACACUUAUGCAGAAAAUUUUGCUCAAGGCUUAGAGUAUGAUGAUGUCGAAAAUGGCUUAUCACAACCUCAGCUUGGAGAAGAAGAUUUUGCACCAUACUAUCAAUUUCUCCAAAGAAAUGCCCAACUUCAAAAUAGGCAGCAAUAUAGACAAUUGAAAGAGGACUUGAUUGAACACAUAUGGCAAUUUCACAAUGCUUGUCGUCAACUAUAG